Messenger RNA from Penicillium macrosclerotiorum, 276 nucleotides. RefSeq lists its product as uncharacterized. The transcript has 2 exons. NCBI's taxonomy places the organism in Eukaryota, Fungi, Ascomycota, Eurotiomycetes, Eurotiales, Aspergillaceae. The record is from RefSeq and is a predicted model, not a curated record. The coding region runs from base 1 to 276 and encodes 91 amino acids.
AUGACGAUACCCGCGAGUUUGCGGCAGAGUUUAUGUGUGGGGAAACCCCAGGUUGACGCGGUGGCUGCGGACCCGCAAAAGGCCCGACAAAAAUCCGUGGAUGGCUUACCCGGAAUGGCAGGUGCAUCGUGCGAAGUCUGGCAGGUGGAUCAGAAGGCUGGAGAAAAUGAAAGCCAUGUCCUUCGUCGAGGGUCGCGAAGGAAGUUUGGAUUUCUGGAGGAUGUCGGAGGAGUCGUGCUGUCUGAUGCAACUCGAAAGCGGAACAGAGAUUAUUAG